GGGUACUAUGAGGAAUGGUUUGCUUAGGGAAUUCCCGAUAAAGUAGACUUUGUUGACCUUCAUGUUCCGCCAUCUUUUACACCAGAUCAGCAAAGCUUCUACUUCAACAAGAUUCCAGAUCAGGGGAAGUAAACUGGGGAUUCCAGAUCAGGGGAGUAAACGUGGGUUUCCUAACACAACAAAAUUAUGGGGUUUCUGUGAGUUUCCUGUCUCUAGGCUGGAGAUACUACCUUCAUCCCGCUCAGGAGACACCAGUGUCAACAAUGUCUGGUCUUCCACCAUCUGCUUCUCCACAAAAGGGAAAGCGCCGGAAAGGAGGUGGAAAGAGUUCUGAAGACCAUGAUCAGGUCAAAGUUUACCUACAUGCCGUGACUGACGAACAGUCUGCACUGCUCACGGAUUCAGUGAAUACACCUCCACUUCAGAAAGUGAAAAAGAAGUCAGGUGCUGAUGUAGAGUUUGAUCCUAACCCAUCACCUGUGCCAGGAAUGAAGACUAUCAUCAUUCGCGGAAUUUUAUCUCAGAUCGAGGAUGCAAUAAGACUCAUCAAUAAGAAGACUGGUUCAAAGGCAACUUUAUCAGAGGAGGCUCAGGAAUUUUGGGUACGAUGGGUUGAGGCCUCGUUCCCUGAACUCGACUCUCGCGCCUACUUCCUGCCUCCUGUCUACCUCAACCGCGUGCCCAUGACCAGAGAGUUGAUUGCUGGUCAGGAUGUUCUACUCUUACAGUCAGAACCUGGACAGGUUGGUCAAACUAAUCAACAGGGUGCUCAGGAUCCCACUCAUCCGCGUCCUAGCUUUCAAAACAGUGACUUAAGAGAUGAUGCAGUGUGUCAACGUGUUUUCUUUUGUUUGGAAACAAUGAGUAAACAACACAACGAAGUUUUGGUUGCAAUCAGCCAGCUUUCAUUCGGACAGUAUCUGGGGGAACCUCAUUUUGCUGCUGCGGCAGUCUGCCUCCCUCUACCUGCCAACCUUCCGUCUGCUCUGCCUCGGCAUUGGAAACGAGGAGACUUUGAUGUGCUUCUUAUUCACCGACAGUACGGUCUUGUCGUCUGUGAGGUGAAGGCUUUUGGUGACAACACACAAACACUGAGUAUGUCACAGCAAGAAAUAAACAAGAACAUCGGAAAGAAACUAAAACAGGCCGUGUCACAGCUGGACAAGGCGGAGGCCAUGUUGUCUCACCUGGUGUCCGACAUCGCUCCCGGUCUGCGCAUCACUAAGACCAUCGCUUUCCCCAACCUCACAGCUCAUCAACUUCAACAAGCCAUCUCCGGCGACACCCAGCUAACUCAGGACCUGUGUCGGUGUCUGGGUACAACAGACCCCGCCGAUAUUACUGGUCUGUGUCUGUGCUGUGAUCAGCUGUCUGACCCCAAGACCCCGUGUGACGUCAGUAGUCACGUGCUGACGGAACUCGGACACUGGUGGCAGCGACUUGUGGCUGAGGGCUGGGGCUGACAGUUAUCACCUGACUUUAGACGUUUAUAAAACUCUGGUAGCAAGCUUCAGUGUACCAUGGAAUAGCUUAAACAGCUAUAACAGUGAACGCAACUGUAGACUACAGGACCGGGUCAUGCUAGGUGACAGUGGCUGCAUGAUAGGAGAGUGAUUGUUGACACCAUUUCAACAUCCUGCCCCCUUGCAGGAAAGGAAAUACAACACAGCACAUAGCUGUACAUGCAACUGGCACAGCUAAAAAGAGAUGGCAUUAUCUCUUGGGUCUGAAGAUGGAACUAGAUCAGCCAUGUGAAGUGACUGUGUUCUCAAUCGGGGAGAGCCAGACAAUGAUGGCGACAAUGAUGAUGUUGGACAUAACAAUGAUUUAAAUAAUGAAAAUCACUACAAUAAAAUCAAUGACACUGUUUCAGAACAUGAUUCUCCCACAGAAAGAGUGCAUGUUGCAGCAGGCCAAGCUGUCAGGAACCAAUCUGUUUAUAGACUUUUCUUGUAAAUAUGUUAAACCAGAAUUUUAUACAUUUCUGAAUAGUUCAUAGUGUCAGAACUAUUUUGAUUAGUUAGAACAUCAACAAUAGACAUAGUCAACAUGCAGUUUAGAUGUAGGCCCAACAUGUGUUGCAACAGGUCAAGCUGCUAGUAUCCAGUUUUUAAGUAGAUUUUUCUUGUGAAUAUAUCAUAAUUUUAUACUUUUCUGUAGAGUUCACAAUAUCAGAGCUACUUGACUGUAGAAAUAGUUAAAUUUUCAUUAUUAUGAAACUUAGUAGCCGUUCAUUCAUACAGAUCUCUUCAGAAAGUAGCAAAUGCUUUUUAACUUCAAUAAAUAAAACAUGCAGUUCUUC
Molecule: messenger RNA, 2302 nt
Organism: Pomacea canaliculata
Lineage: Eukaryota; Metazoa; Mollusca; Gastropoda; Architaenioglossa; Ampullariidae
Exons: 8
Coding region: 264-1463 (399 amino acids)
Source: RefSeq, a predicted model, not a curated record